CGGUGGGUCUCAUUCCGUUCUUCUCAAAAUUCCACGUACUUCGUCUUCUUCCUCAAUUCUCUCUUUUUGCUGCUUCCGUCUCAGAUUCCACUGUAAGAAAACAAAAUUAAAAGUAGCAGUCUAUCUUCACAGAUUGAGGAGCCCUGUAAUUUGAUGGGUAUGUAUCUAGAAAUGUGCUCUUCGCGAAUCCAGAGGAAAAUACAUUAAUGUAUCUAUCUAUGCCCUCGUUUUUGUCGGCUGAGUAAAGUUAUUUCCAAUUUUCCCGAUCUUCGAUUUCUUUAUUUUUCUACGCUAUUUCUUGCAAUAGCAAGAGCGUUAAUUCCUCUUUCAGCUGCUUAAAUUCGAGUUGCAAUCGGCUGAAAAUUUGGGGAUUUUUUUUGGAUCUGUUUACUGAGCUGAUUUCGGUGGGUCUUCUCGAGAUUUCCGAUGAACUGCGCUUAAUUCGGACAAUUACGAGUUAUUUGGGGAAGGGAAGGAUGUCUUGGAAGACGACGAGAGGGAUUGUUGAAUCAAAUUCGAAGAGUUUCAUCUCAAGAAGGCUCACUGUAUUACUCUGUAUUUGCUGCUUCUGCGGUGGGAUGUUCUUCACCGACAGGAUGUGGAUAAUGCCGGACGGUAAAGACGUGUCACGGUUGAAGGGAAUUUCGGACGAAAAGCUGAAGUUAGUUUCGGAUGGCUGUAGUCCGAAAGUUGAUGUAAAAGGCGGAUCCAAGGAUGCGAUAGGGGAAGUUUUGAAGACACACAAUGCUAUAAAUACACUGGACAAGAAAAUUUCCGACUUGGAAAUGGAACUGGCUGCAGCACGGGCUGCACAGGAUUCGUUGCUUACCGGUUCCCCGAUAUCGGAAGACGUGAAGAUCCCCGAAUCGACCAAGAAAAGAAAAUAUUUAAUGGUAGUCGGGAUCAACACUGCUUUUAGCAGCCGCAAGAGAAGAGACUCAGUACGUGCGACGUGGAUGCUACAAGGUGAUAAGAGAAAAAGGCUCGAGGAAGAAAAAGGCAUUAUUGUCCGAUUUGUGAUCGGUCACAGUGCAACGUCCGGUGGUAUUCUUGAUCGAGCCAUCGAAGCCGAAGACAGGAAGCAUGGCGAUUUUCUAAGACUGGAUCAUGUUGAAGGGUACCUUGAGCUAUCAGCAAAGACAAAAACAUAUUUUACCACGGCCGUCCAGCUUUGGGAUGCAGAUUUUUAUGUCAAGGUCGACGAUGAUGUUCACGUGAACAUAGCAACCUUGGGAGCGACACUCGCUAGGCAUCGCACGAAACCGAGGGUAUAUAUAGGGUGCAUGAAAUCCGGUCCCGUUCUGGCUCAGAAGGGAGUGAGAUAUCACGAACCCGAGCACUGGAAAUUCGGCGAGAACGGGAACAAGUACUUUCGUCAUGCGACGGGACAGCUAUACGCGAUUUCUAAAGACUUAGCCUCGUAUAUCUUAAUAAACCAGCAUAUUCUGCACAAAUACGCAAACGAGGACGUCUCUCUUGGGUCGUGGUUCAUUGGACUCGACGUCGAGCAUAUCGACGACAGAAGACUGUGUUGCGGCACACCACCUGAUUGCGAGUGGAAAGCUCAGGCGGGUAACAUCUGCGUCGCCUCCUUCGAUUGGACGUGCAGCGGAAUCUGCAACUCUGCGGAUAGAAUCAAGGAGGUGCACCGGAGAUGCGGCGAAGGUGAGAAUGUUCUGUGGAAUACGGCACUCUAAUUGCGCAUUUGUUGUGGUCGAUCGUCCUGUCCUGUCCUGUCCCAUCUCGGGACGAGACGACGCUAAUAAGAUCCCUUCGGAAUUUACGUACAUUUCGGAAUUUCGGAUCCACAUAUGUAUGAUAUAUAUACAUAUAUAUAUAUAUACAUGUAUAUGUACGAGGAGGUUGCAAGAGGAAAUCUGCUCCCUUUUAGUCUGAGUAGAUUAGAUCAUUAUUUUGCAGUGUAGAGUUUGUAAAGAA
Andrographis paniculata is the source of this 1938-nucleotide messenger RNA. RefSeq names its product probable beta-1,3-galactosyltransferase 2. Gene Ontology annotation, cellular component: Golgi membrane. The transcript is spliced from 11 exons. The coding region runs from base 477 to 1697 and encodes 406 amino acids. NCBI's taxonomy places the organism in Eukaryota, Viridiplantae, Streptophyta, Magnoliopsida, Lamiales, Acanthaceae. The record is from RefSeq and is a predicted model, not a curated record. Gene Ontology annotation, molecular function: hexosyltransferase activity.